Molecule: messenger RNA, 936 nt
Organism: Beta vulgaris subsp. vulgaris (sugar beet)
Lineage: Eukaryota; Viridiplantae; Streptophyta; Magnoliopsida; Caryophyllales; Amaranthaceae
Product: thaumatin-like protein
Exons: 1
Coding region: 63-749 (228 amino acids)
Biological process (GO): defense response
Cellular component (GO): extracellular region
Source: RefSeq, a predicted model, not a curated record
AAAAACUCACACACACACACACACACACUUUUUUUUUUUCCUCCUCUCUUCAAGCCUACCAAAUGGGACACUUAAAAUCCUUCUCCAUGCACAGCCUUCUCUUAGUCAUUGCUUCCCUAGUCUUUACACCCACCAACGCAAUCACCUUUACGAUAAAAAACAACUGCUCCACCACUGUAUGGGGCGCUGCAGUACCCGGUGGUGGCCGGCAAAUGGAUCCUGGUGCCAUAUGGACUGUCACUGCCAACCCUGGCCAAACAGGAGGCCGCAUUUGGGCCCGUACUGGGUGCACAGUCACGGGACCGAAUGGGCUCCAGUGCAAUGCAGGAGACUGUGGUGGACUACUCCAAUGCACAGGUUAUGGAACACCCCCUAAUACUUUAGCUGAGUAUGCCUUAAAACAAUUCAACAAUUUGGACUUCUUUGACAUAUCUUUGGUUGAUGGGUUCAAUGUGCCCAUGAGUUUCUUGCCUGUAAGUGGAAGUGGGUGCAGUAGAGGGCCUAGUUGCAGUGCUAAUCUCAACAACGAGUGCCCCGCUCCGCUUAGGGCGACCGGAGGGUGUAACAACCCUUGCACCGUGUUUAGAACUAAUAUGUACUGCUGUAAUUCUGGGAGCUGCGGCCCAACUGACUACUCCAUGCAUUUCAAGAGUAGAUGUCCUGAUGCUUAUAGUUAUCCCCAGGAUGAUGCUACUAGCACCUUUACUUGCCCUACUGGUACCAACUACAUGGUUACAUUUUGUCCUUGAUCAAAUCAUAUAUAAACUCUGAUCUCUAAUAUAAUAUUUAAUGGAAUAAUUUGGAUGAUACUCUUAUGUAUAUGAUAUCCAGAGACCAGAUGUACUCAUCUUGCUUUCAGUGAGUCACUGAAUUGCAGGUGUAUAUUUAUAUAUACUUCAUCAAUUCUAGUACUAUUGCAACAUAAAUUUAUUGCUA